ACCAGCCUUCCCUAGUUUAGUGCUAAUUAAUUAAGCAGGCUUGUCCACACCUUUUGACAUUUCCUUUAUUGUAAUAAGCAAAAGUUACUUAGCGUUUUCCAAUAAAAACCGAAAAUACUUCAACUUUAGCAAUGAGCAUUCCAGCUGGCGAUGUGGAGCGUGGCAAGAAGCUGUUCAUGCAACGCUGCGCCAUGUGCCACACCAUCGAGGCUGGUGGCAAGCACAAAAUGGGACCCAAUCUGCAUGGUUUAAUCGGUCGCCAAACGGGCAAGGCGCCAGGAUUUCCAUACACUGAGGCCAAUAAAGCCAAAGGCAUCAUUUGGAACGAGGACACGUUGUUUGAGUAUCUGGAGAAUCCCAAGCGUUAUAUACCCGGCACCAAGAUGAUCUUUGCGGGACUGAAGCAGCCCGGCAUAAGGAGUGAUAUAAUUGCAUUUUUAAAGACGGCAAGCAAAUGAAUACAACGAUUAAUUAAUGCUAAAAAGAUGUGUAAUAAUGUGAGUUUAGUUGGGAGAUAAUUCAGUUUAUAAUUUGAUGGGAAAUGAACAUGAAAUUAAGAUGUC
Messenger RNA from Drosophila sulfurigaster albostrigata, 563 nucleotides. Its product is annotated as cytochrome c-like. NCBI's taxonomy places the organism in Eukaryota, Metazoa, Arthropoda, Insecta, Diptera, Drosophilidae. The transcript has a single exon. Gene Ontology annotation, biological process: mitochondrial electron transport, ubiquinol to cytochrome c; mitochondrial electron transport, cytochrome c to oxygen. Gene Ontology annotation, cellular component: mitochondrial intermembrane space. Bases 132 to 458 code for a protein of 108 amino acids. The record is from RefSeq and is a predicted model, not a curated record. Gene Ontology annotation, molecular function: heme binding; electron transfer activity.